This is a messenger RNA of Olea europaea var. sylvestris, 1475 nucleotides long. RefSeq names its product probable anion transporter 6, chloroplastic. Lineage: Eukaryota; Viridiplantae; Streptophyta; Magnoliopsida; Lamiales; Oleaceae. The record is from RefSeq and is a predicted model, not a curated record. The transcript is spliced from 9 exons. The coding region runs from base 182 to 1225 and encodes 347 amino acids.
UUAUACAAAAGAUCCAAUUUAAAUGGACGCCACAUUCCUCCACCUUCGUGGCAAUCGAAGGUCCUUCCUUAAUUGUCUUCUGCUUCUCAAACUACGUUAACUGCCACAUCUCUAGUCUUUUGCUAUUUUCUUCAAUUUUUUCUUCCGCUUGUUAUGGCCUCAAGAAAAUAAGAGGAAAAAAAUGAUGGCCAAGUUCACCUUAAACCCAGACACCAAAAUCUGUUAUUAUCCAGCUUACACAACCCAAAAAGCUUCAAUCUUUAGAACAACUAUCAAAUCCCAAUACUGGAAUGGGUUACCCAUUAAUCCAAGCUUGAAAAGGUUCAGGGUUUUUUGCAGCAUAAAAGAGAAAAAGACCGAAAAUGCUGAAGAAAAACGUAGAAUACUUGAAGGGCUUAAAGUGAAUGAUGAAUUGGAGGAGAAGGUUGGUUUAUUGGAGGCUGAGAUUGGGGAAAAAGAAGUAGGCUUUGUUUGGAAUCCGCCAUGGAAGAAUCUUCCUCAAAGAUAUAAGCUCAUUGGAACUACAUCUCUGGCCUUCAUUAUUUGCAAUAUGGAUAAGGUAAAUUUCUUGGAUUUUUUGAUAAUUGGGGUUGCAAGUUCCUUGCCAAUUGAGGGUGGGCAUGUCUCUCCACUCCUUACUGUACGAUAUGAGAUGGAUGAUGGAACAUUCCUUACUCAAAUUAUAAUUGCUAGCUACAUCUCUUGCAGUGACGAACUGAACCUCAAUCUGACUGAAGCUGCAUGGGUCUCUGUCCUUCCUCCACUAGCUUCAGUUUUCGUUACAACAAUUGCAUCACAAUUUGCAGACAACUUAAUUUCCAAAGGGGUUGAUACCACCAUGGUGAGGAAAAUUUGCCAGACAAUUGCAUUUUUGUCUCCUGCAACUUGCAUGAUUCUUUCCUCUUUGGACUUGGGACUAGAUCCAUGGGAAAUUGUAACAAUUCUCACAGGCGGUUUAGCACUUUCAAGUUUUGCCUUAUCAGGACUAUAUUGUACACAUCAAGACAUUUCACCUGAAUACGCAAGCAUUCUUUUGGGCAUUACGAACACUGUUGGAGCUAUACCUGGAAUUGUGGGUGUUGCUCUCACUGGCUACCUUCUCGACUCAACUCAUUCAUGGGGUAUGUCACUGUUUGCACCGUCGAUAUUCUUCUAUCUUACUGGUACUAUCGUAUGGUUGGCACUUGCGAGCAGCAAGCCACAAACCUUUUCAAAUAGCGAUUGAUGUCCGUAUCAGCCCUGAAUCAACAGAAUCUGUUCAGAAGUACUAAUGACCCGAACAACAAUUUUGAGGAAUAACUUUCCUUGUAGGCUGCCUAGGACUUCUUUUGUCCUGUCUGUAUAUAAAAUCAUAGGCUUCUGGCAUUUAGCAAAAUCUAUUCUAAAUUACACCAUAUAUGAUUCUUGUAAUUUUAUAUUGCUUCUGCAAUAUUAUAUUUGUUUCAGAAAUUGAUGAAUCAAGAAAUUUGUAUUAA